AUGGCUGAACCAGCACACCAAGAGAUCAACACCAGCAAUGAGCCCAAACUCGUUGAGUCUGAGACUAAGCUCGCCACUGAGCCAGCAGCUUUAAAGGAGGAGUCAGCCAAGGAAACUCCAGCUGAGGGUUCUACCUUGACCGAACAGGCUACAGCUGCCGCAUCCACUGCCGCCGCGACUGUCACCUCUGCCGCUACUGGUAUCACUGAUAAUGUUUUCUCGAUGUUCGGUGGUGGAGCCAAGAAGGAGAAGAAAGAGGAUGAGGACCGAGGAGAUAACUCAGGAUCUGCCAAGGCACAAAAGGCCGCUGCUGCUGAGGAGAACCCAGAGGAUGAGGCCCCAGAAUCCGAGGAUGUCCACUUCGAGCCAGUUAUUCGUUUGACCGAGAAAGUCGAUGUUAAGACCAACGAGGAACUCGAGGAGCAAACUUUCAAGAUGCGCGCUAAGCUCUUCAAGUUCGUCAAGGAUACUCAAGAGUGGAAGGAGCGUGGUACUGGUGAUGUCCGAUUCUUGAAGCACAAGGAGAACGGAAAGACUAGAUUGGUCAUGAGACGAGACAAGACUUUGAAGGUCUGCGCCAACCACUAUGUCGUUCCUGACAUGAAGUUGUCUCCAAACGUUGGUAGUGAUAGAAGUUGGGUCUGGAAUGCCGCAGCAGAUGUUAGUGAGGGCGAGCCAGAGGCACAAACUUUGGCUAUUCGUUUUGCCAACUCCGAGAACGCAAACCUUUUCAAGGAGGCUUUCAUCAAGGCUCAACAAGAGAACGAAGUUUUCUUCAAGGCCUAA
This is a messenger RNA of Botrytis porri, 786 nucleotides long. RefSeq lists its product as uncharacterized. Gene Ontology annotation, molecular function: GTPase activator activity. The coding region runs from base 1 to 786 and encodes 261 amino acids. Gene Ontology annotation, biological process: nucleocytoplasmic transport. The record is from RefSeq and is a predicted model, not a curated record. Gene Ontology annotation, cellular component: cytoplasm; nuclear pore. NCBI's taxonomy places the organism in Eukaryota, Fungi, Ascomycota, Leotiomycetes, Helotiales, Sclerotiniaceae. The transcript has 5 exons.